AUGUAUGUGAAAUGGUUUGAUAUAGUAAUGUUUUACUAUGUGAUUUUAGUGAAUUUAGUGAAUGUCACUUUUUGUCAUUUUCAAAUUUCCCGCUGUUCCAUCCCCGUACAUCCUGACGACGCAGGGAACGGAACCCAGGAGACGGAUGCGGGCAUCCGCUGGAGGACAUUGCCGGGGACACUGCAGGAGGGACAUCGUGGGAGCGCAGGACAAGGUAAGUGCAGAACAGAUCCCUGAGCAGCGCCGCAUGGUAAGCCCGAGUGUAGCUCAGGGUUAUCGCUUGUGCUACACUCGGGAAUACCGCCAGGGAGGCUAC
Molecule: messenger RNA, 316 nt
Organism: Staurois parvus
Lineage: Eukaryota; Metazoa; Chordata; Amphibia; Anura; Ranidae
Source: the annotation of a GenBank genome assembly